This is a messenger RNA of Bursaphelenchus xylophilus (pine wood nematode), 1847 nucleotides long. Lineage: Eukaryota; Metazoa; Nematoda; Chromadorea; Rhabditida; Aphelenchoididae. The record is from the annotation of a GenBank genome assembly.
AUGACUCGACUUUGGCAAUGGAGUUCGAUCAGGAUGUGGAUGGUGGUCAUGUUGUCGGUGGGGAUGGCAAUCCAUGCCUUGUUGCGGGGUGUCUUCGGAAUGGCUUUAGGUAUUAUGCGAGUUGAAGGAUACGUGACAGGUCGAUCACAAACAGUCCUCAAAUUCUUGCUUUCGUAAAAUAUGAAACACAUUUAUAGGGAACCAAACUGUAUUUUAUUUUUAUUUUUUUAUUAUGACCGAAAUUUAAGUGGUUCUACUUACAAGACUAUAAAUAUUUUCAGUCUGCAUUGUCCCCACUCUAAACGGUACAUUUGUCAUGAAAGUAAGAGCAACUCCAGUUUCAAAUUAUAAUACAGUCGUUUAGAAUGAUUUCCAAGUGGAUUGGCAACUCCGAGAGAUCAGUUCGAUGCACAUGUUCUUCUAUGCCGGCACAUUCUUAUCCGUUUUUGCAGCACAUUACUUUACCCUCAAGUUCGGAGCCAAACAUUUGAUAUCUGGCGGGAUUGUGGUCGGCUGUGUCGCCACUGCGUUGAUCCCAUUGACCGUAUACAUCAGCAAGGACUACAUAUUCACAUCUCUUCUGAGAUUGCUCACAGGAAUAGCGCAAGGUGUUUAAUUUAAUGUUUUUGAUCAUCUUUAAAUAGGCUUCUUUAUCCCCUGCAGCUCUCUUCUGAUCUCGAAAUGGUUCGGUCCUGAUGAAAGAAGCACUGCUAUGGCUGUCUUUACCACUGGUAAUCAGAUUGGACUAGCUGUUUCAAUGUUUUUAACGGCCGAAUUAUGCCGGUUGGAUAUAUUUUAUGGAUGGCCUCUGGCAUUCCUCUUGUAUGGUGAGCAAUAUUUAUAUUGUAAUCAAGAAUUAAGGCGGCUCUGGCUUUGUUUUCCUAGUGUUCUGGAUGAAAUACGGAGCCGAUCAUCCCCGCCAGUCAUCCCGAAUAACGGCCGUUGAAUUAGCCCACAUCAGAGACACUACCAGUCCCAUGAUCACACCUACAUCUACACCUUUCCAAAAGGUAUUUUCAAUGUAUGUGUUACAAUAUUUCCAGUUGCUCUUCUCUCCGGUCGUCCUAUCCAUUUGUUUGUCAUCAUUUUGCCAGUCUUUUGUGAUGGUGGCGAUGACUUCUUACCUUCCCGAGUUCCACCGAAGUGCCUUGAAAUUGAAUCUGAGCCAGGUAAGCGUGCUGGAACGUCAAAUAUUGGCUCAAUACUAUUUUAGAACGCUCUUUGGUCAGCUUCUCCAUUCUUUGUUCAGACAUUUUCCAAGAUUAUUUUUGGAGUGAUCGCUGAUUUGGCAAAAAAAAAAUUAUCGCCGACUUUUGUGGCCAAAACAGGAAAUUCGAUUGCUUCCUUUGGCUGCGCUGUCUGUCUACUAGCCAUUGGAUACGUCGAAUGUCCAACUACCAUGUUGAUCUUGCUGAGUCUUGGCAUGGCCUUGACCUCGGGCUAUGUUCCUGGCUACUUUACCAGUAUUGUCAGCAUUGCCCCAAACUACACAGCCGCCAUCUCAGCUUAUGCUCAAGGAUUCGCUCAGGUGGCAAGUAUUCUAUCUCCGAUUGUGGUUGGAUUUAUGACCAGAGAGGUAGGACAGACCACAUUAAGACUUGUCCAGACUCGAGUUAUAUUACCCAUGACAAAAUACAUUUCAGUCGUCUUUGGCUGAAUGGACCGAGGUGUUCCAGAUGUUGGCAGGGAUUCUGAUUCUGACAGGCAUCGUGUUCCUGGUUUUCGGUUCGGCUUCGAUACAAAAAUGGGCCUAUUAUUGCAAAUCGGAGCCAAAAGAAUUGGCGGGAAUGGUGGACUCGAGGGGGAAACAGUCCCUGUCCCUGAUAAGGGAGGACACCGUCGAAUAA